AUGCUCAGAAUACCCAAACCAUCUUACAGGUUUGUGAGAUCUAUCUCCACCAAGUACUUUCCUAAUGAGCCAUCGGCACCUGUUUUUACAACCAGCUCCGUUCCAGGCCCCAAGUCCAAGCAGAUUAACCAGGAACUAGGCGAGGUUUACGACAAUGGAGCCACCUACUUUGUUGCAGACUAUUUCCAAUCUAUUGGAAACUACAUCAGUGAUGCCGAUGGAAACAAGUUGUUGGACGUCUACUGUCAAAUUUCAUCGAUUCCACUAGGCUACAAUAACCCCAAGUUGAUUGAAGCCGCCAAAUCCGACGAAAUGGUGUCUGCCAUAGUUAACCGUCCUGCAUUGGCAUGUUUCCCCCAAUCCAACUACAAGGAUAUUCUUGAACAGGGUUUGCUUGCAGCUGCACCACCGGGGAUGACCAAGAUUUGGACUUCGUUGAGUGGAUCAGAUGCCAAUGAAACUGCUUACAAGGCGGCAUUCAUGUACCAACAUGCCAAAUUGAGAAAGGGCGCCGAUUUCACCGCCGAGGAAUUGUCGAGUGUCAUGGACAACAAGACCCCUGGUGCCUCGGAGAUGGUGAUAUUGUCCUUUGACAAGGGUUUCCACGGAAGAACAUUUGGUGCAUUGGCUACUACCCGCUCGAAGGCUAUUCACAAGUUGGAUAUCCCUGCGUUUCCAUGGCCAAAAGCACCUUUCCCGCAAUUGAAAUACCCUCUUGAAGAAUUUGCAGCUGAAAACAGACAGGAAGAACAAAGAUGUUUGGAUGAGUUGGAAAACAUCAUUGUUAACUCUCCAAAGCAGAUUGCUGCUGCUAUUGUCGAGCCUGUUCAAUCCGAAGGUGGUGAUAACCAUGCGUCUUCCUUCUUUUUCCAAGGCUUAAGAGACAUUACGGCAAAACACGGCAUUUUGUUUAUUGUUGAUGAAGUGCAAACUGGUGUUGGUGCCACUGGUAAAUUCUGGGCUCACGAGCAUUGGAACUUGACGAGUCCACCCGAUAUGGUGACCUUUUCCAAGAAAUUCCAGGCUGCUGGUUUCUACUUUGGCAAUGGCGACUUGCAGCCAAAGCAGCCAUUUAGACAGUUCAACACUUGGUGCGGUGACCCAACCAAGGCCAUCUUGGCUAAAGCUAUAUACCAAGAGAUUAAAGCCUCGGACUUGGUCACGCGCACCGCCACGGUGGGUAACUAUUUGUAUCAAGGGUUGCAAACGGUUGUUUCAAAGAGUCAGGGCAAGUUCUUGAACUUGAGAGGUGAAAACUACGGCACUUUUAUUGCUUGGGACUGUUGCUCUGUUGAAGUGCGCGCCAAAGUAUUGCAAGCUUGUAAGGACUUGGGUCUUAACAUGGGUGCAUGUGGUGACCUUUCUAUUAGAUUGAGACCCACCUUGUUGUUUGAAAAGAAACACGCCGACGUGUUUUUGAACAUAUUGGAAGAAGCUGUUGGCAAGGUGUAA
Lodderomyces beijingensis is the source of this 1452-nucleotide messenger RNA. Lineage: Eukaryota; Fungi; Ascomycota; Pichiomycetes; Serinales; Debaryomycetaceae. The record is from the annotation of a GenBank genome assembly.